Molecule: messenger RNA, 2385 nt
Organism: Myotis lucifugus (little brown bat)
Lineage: Eukaryota; Metazoa; Chordata; Mammalia; Chiroptera; Vespertilionidae
Product: apolipoprotein L2-like
Exons: 4
Coding region: 808-1827 (339 amino acids)
Biological process (GO): lipoprotein metabolic process; lipid transport
Cellular component (GO): extracellular region; membrane
Molecular function (GO): lipid binding
Source: RefSeq, a predicted model, not a curated record
ACAAGCUAACAUCUACCAGUGGGCAUGGGAAGCAGAGAGGACCAGGAAGUGUCAGGAGGGCUGGGCAGCCCACAGCAGGGCUGCAGGGCUGGGGCCAGGGCCGCAGGACCCCAGGGCCUUAGGGCAUGAGGGUCUUGCAGGAGCAAGAGAGGUGCAGGCUUGGGAAGCUACAGCCCCAGAAAUUGAUCAACACAGAGACUUGGCAUAUUUUGCAAGACAUCGUUUGAGAAUGAGAAGAGUCAUUUGCAAGUAACACAGACGCAUUAAUAAAUGUUUUUGUGUAUAAAAGAGAGUCAAGCGUAGUCCUCACAAACACGGGAUUGGGAUCAGAAAGACUUGGGCUGGAGUCCUAGCUCUAGCACUACUGUGAGACUUGGGAUAACCCGAGUUCAGGUGAAAACCUAGACUUUGUGAUGGUUUCCCCCACGUUCCAAUGGGAGCCACCAUGGCGCCCACCACGUGGAAUGUGUGAGAGUAUUUGAUGAGGGAACUCGUAAGGAGCCUGUGGUAGACACACCAUCAAUAUUAGCUGAGUGAUUAGUCAACACAAAUGUCCCCAACCUCAAGUCAUUUCCAAAACAUUCCUUCCAUCUUUUCUUCUGUGUCUGGUGUUGCUGCUUCUUUGGUUUUAUGACUCCUCAGCUGUGUGUUUCCUUGUCUGAGGAUCUUCUCCUUCUGCCCCCACAGGACAAGGGGACUGUCACUUGGCUUGGAGUGGGCUGGAGUGAGAGUGAAGCAACACCUCCUUCCAGCUGGACACAGACUGGUGAGCUGAAGGGGAAACUCUGAGAUCCCACUGCUGACACCAUGACCUCAGAAGCUGACGGGAUCUGCCCAGAGGACGAAGACUUUGUUGAUGCGGUUGAGUAUUUAAUGGACCCAAGGGACAAAGAGAAACUGCAGCGCCUGCUGAGUGAUGAAUCCUGGAAGAGAUUUGUGGCUUCAGCCGAGCUGUCCUGGGGUGAGGCAGAUGCACUCUAUGCAGACUUGCGCCAGCUGGAAGCACUCAUGGCCGAGGAGGACAAAGACAUGCCCUCAGCAGACCAGCUGCAUCGGGAGAGCUUUAUGAAGGAGUUUCCUCAGGUGAAACAGGACCUUGAGGAACGCAUACGAAAGCUCUACGCACUUGCGGAUGAGGUGGACAAGGUGCACAGGGACUGCACCAUCUCCAAAGUGGCGGCCUCUUCCACCGGUGUUGUGUCUGGCAUCCUGACCAUCGUUGGCCUGUCUCUGGCACCUGUGACAGCAGGGGCUAGUCUGGUGCUUGCGGCAACUGGGGCGGGACUGGGGACAGCAGCUGCUGUGACCGGUGUGACCACUGGCAUCGUGGAGUAUUCAAAGAACAAGUCAGCAAAAGCCGAAGCCAGGCGCCUAGUGCCAACUGGCAGUGACACAGAGAAGGUGGUCGAGAAGGUUGUAAGUCGCAGCACACCCAAAAUUGCUUCCUUUGCAGUGAAUUGCUACCAAUCCGUGAAAAAUAUUGUGAAGAAUGCCCGUGCCUUCAAUCUGGCCAAAUCCAAUCCUCUCUUAGCAGCUGAGGCCAGGAGCUUCAUGAGCACGGGGGCAAUGUCAGCCCAAGGUGGCAAUCAGCUGCAGAAAGCUUUUGAGGGCACUGUUCUGGCCAUGAGCAAAGGAGCCAGGGUCUUUGGUUUUGCCGCUGCAGGUUUUUUCCUUCUCAUGGAUGUAGUGAACAUAGUGCGAGAGUCAGUGCACUUACAUAAGGGCGCAAAGGGUCACUCAGCUGAAGAGUUGAGGCAGCAGGCCCAGGAGCUGGAGUGGAGGUUGGAAGAACUCACCCGCAUUCACAAAAGACUACAGAAUCCCUGACUUCAUGAUCCCCAGACAGAGCAGGGAGCAGGGGUGUGUGGGAGCAAAGGCAUGGACUGACUUUGUUAGGAAGCAUAGUAACCUCCAUCUUGGGUAAAAACUGCCCUUUAAAUUUAACCCUGCUAUUCUGGCUUCUGUAAACGUUUGGGGGCUUAAAUAAUAGGGGAAAAUAAGACUACUCCCCACUCCAGAGAGGCCAUAAACUAUGCCCCAGACAGAGUUGUCAGUGCUGGCGCCAGGCCAGGCCUUGAGGUAUGGUCUCACGGCUCUGGCCCAGCACACAGGACUUUUACUCAGAAGGUCCGGAAGUCUUGUUCCAAAUUCGGAAGACAAAAAGCUGAAAAACGUAUAAAUAGAAAGGACUCCACCAUAUUGGGCCCCAGAAUUUGAGAAGCAAUAUUUCCUGUGGGCCUGCUAGUGUUAGCGAAAUGAAAAAGACUCCAAAUAAAUUUGGCUUAUUGAGUAAGGCAGUGGUUCUCAAUCUUGGCUGCACAUUUGAAUCACCUGGGAAUCUUUUUAAAAUCCUGAUUUCUGGGCCUCAUCUUCCAGAAAUUAUGU